AUAAUAAUGCCAAAAAAAGAACAUUACACAACUAACAAAAGAAAGAUUAGGAAUGAGUAUGACAAUAAAAUAAUACAAUAAUAAUCAAAAUUGAAGAAAAGAAAAUGCUAAAUACUACCAAUAAGAAAGAAGGUCAAAUUGUAUGUAUAUAAUACAACCUUAGACUCCCAUUUUAUUCCAUUUGUCACUAAAUAUUCAAGAAUAGUUAUGUCCAUUCUUUAAAUCUUCAUUCAAAGUUCAUUUUUUUCCUUCUUUAUAACAAACAAGAAACAUAUUCUAUCUUUGUGUGGGAAAAGUAUAAAUAAUUUUCACCACAAGAAUAUGUUUGAUCAAGAACAAGAUCCUAUCUCUUAAAUUUUUGAACGGAAUCGAACCCCAUUCUUAAUUCCACAUUAAUUGUCUAUAUUAGCUAGUAGUAAAUUGUGGUCAUUUUAUAAAAGAAAAAGGGUCAUUUUUGCAAAGAAAUAUGGCUAUGAAGAAGUUCAAACCUCAUAUUCUUAUGAUUUUAGUACAAAUUUGCUACACUUUACUUUAUUUCAUUACUGAAGCUUCAUUCAGCCAUGGGAUGAACCCUCAUGUCUACGUAACUUAUCGAAACAUUGUAGGAGGUCUAGUUAUGUUACCGUUCGCGUAUUUUAUCGAAAGAAAAAAGAGAACAAAGUUAACUAUGGCUUUGCUAUUGGAGUUCUUUGUACUUUCUCUAAUGGGAGUGAGUUUAACAUUAAACAUGUACUUUGUGAGCUUCAAUUUCAUUUCUCCAACAUUUAUAGCUUCUAUGCUCAACACUAUUGCUGCACUCACCUUUGUAUUGGCAAUAAUCCUCAGGUUGGAAAUAGUUAAUUUUGAAGACCCUAGAGGAAUAGCAAAAAUCAUAGGAACACUUGUUUCUUUGGCUGGAGUUAUGAUUAUGACAUUGUACAAAGGAGCAAUUUUGAAGAAUUUAUGGCAUCCUCUCAUAUAUAUUCAUAAAGGAAACAAUGUUAUCAAGGAAGAUUGGGUCAAGGGCUCAAUUUUGACUGUUGCUAGUUGCAUUACAUGGGCCAUAUGGUACAUCAUGCAGGCUUACACAUUGAAAAGAUAUCCAGCACAAUUAUCACUAACAACAUGGAUGAGUUUUGUUGGAGCAGCACAAUCAGCUUUCUACACAGUCAUAGUACAACAUAAAAGAGCUGCUUGGACUAUUGGUUUCAACAUUGAUUUUUGGUCUACAAUAUAUGGGGGUAUAGUUAUUUCUGGUUUGGUGGGCUAUAUUCAAUUGUGGUGCACAGAGGAAAAGGGACCUGUUUUUGUGACUAUGUUCAAUCCACUAUCAACUAUAUUAGUGGCACUUCUAUCAUACUUUGUGUUUGGGGAAAAGCUAUAUAUGGGCAGAAUCAUAGGAGCAAUAAUUGUCAUUGUUGGUCUUUAUUUGCUCUUGUGGGGAAAAGAAGAUCCAAAAUCAGAGAGAAAGGAUGAAGAAAAAUGCUGCACAACAAAAAAAGAAUUACAUCAUGAAGACAAUAUGAUGCAGAAAUUCACAUCAGAUGCUAAUCCCAAGGAUACUAUAAAACCAAAACAAUAAAAAAUAAAAGAAAAAAAUUCAUAUAACGUAAACACGCGAUUCUAAUCUGAAUUAGUCGGACCAGUAAUUUUGAAGUAUCACUUAGAAAAUUUGUUUUUGCAGUCUGUUACAAAUAACAUGUUAUUUGAUUGUAUAAUCGUUUUCAUAAGAGAACAUUAAAGAAAAUCCUUAAAAGAUCAUACUCUUCUAUACAUAAAAAAAUGUACCGUCCUUACUUGAUAAUAGAAGGAUUUGAAAGAAA
Molecule: messenger RNA, 1802 nt
Organism: Solanum pennellii
Lineage: Eukaryota; Viridiplantae; Streptophyta; Magnoliopsida; Solanales; Solanaceae
Product: WAT1-related protein At2g39510-like
Exons: 7
Coding region: 467-1561 (364 amino acids)
Cellular component (GO): plasma membrane
Molecular function (GO): transmembrane transporter activity
Source: RefSeq, a predicted model, not a curated record